This is a messenger RNA of Acaulospora colombiana, 1704 nucleotides long. Lineage: Eukaryota; Fungi; Glomeromycota; Glomeromycetes; Diversisporales; Acaulosporaceae. The record is from the annotation of a GenBank genome assembly.
AUGGAACCAUCGCAAAAUUUUCCUCCGGUAAGAGAACACUUGCCGAUUCAAAACUAUUCCAUAAACAGUGGUGGCGAAGGUAUCACUAAGUUUCCUUCAGUCGAAUCUUAUAUGCCUUCUUCUCGCACAAUAAUUGGCGAUGCGCCACACACUCAAAAUUCUUUAAACCGAAUGAACUCGCAUAGCGAAAACCUCGAUAACCUCUGUCUUCCUUUCACACCAAGUUUAAGUGUUGACCACAAUGUGCAAUUCUCGAGAGAAAAGAAUUCCGCCAAUGAAAAUCAACCGGCAGACGACGAUGAGAAUGACGACAGUGAAGGCGUAUCCUAUCCCGAGGUUAUAAAGGAAACCGAUCCGUUCAUAGACGAAGAUACUCGUAGAACAGAAUUACAAAAGAAAUUCUUUUAUUUCUUCGAAGAACCGAGGACAUUUUGGGCAAAGAUCACCUACCGAGUAUUUAUCAAUUCGGCCUACCAAAUUUCCUUGGUCUUUGUUUACGCGCUUCUCGUCAUUCUCGUGUCUUCCGCCAUAAUUUGGCCUCUCGAACGCGGUACACUUGGUAGCGACGAUAUCUAUUAUCGUGUUAACGAACAAGGCUCCCUCGAAAUAAGUCCUUUUCAAUCAAUCGUCCAUUCUUUCUGGUGGUCUAUAUCCACGAUCACCACAACCGGCUAUGGAGAUAUUAUCCCCGUCACGCCAUUUGGUAAACUUGUUGCUGGGUUGACUAUGCUUUGCGGUAUAAUAGUCAUCGCAAUGCCCACAUCCAUCAUUGGAUCUAAUCUUGUGACUGAAUGGUCACUCCACCAACGACUUCAAUUUCAGAUGCGUGUGAAAAAACAAGCUCAAGAACUUGAAGGGUUCGAACGUAACAAAACAAAAAAAUUAAAACUCCUCAAGGAAUCCAACGAAUCAAUGCGUCAGGCAAUCGUUGAAAUACAAGAACUCCUGGCCGAUUUUAACCCACCAAAGUAUUACCGUAAAUACAGAGACCUCAAAUCGACGUACUUAAAAGCUUGCGGAAAGAUCAAUGAGUUGGAGGAACUGGUGAAAAAAUAUAGGCGCAUCAAUAAAAAUCUUAAACAGUUUAAUGAAUUGACGCUCAAGAACUCUCGAAGAAAUGGUGACCGGAGUGACGACGACGAAGGGGAGGAUGAUUAUGGUAGAGGUAUGGGCAAUGUAAAGUUAUGGAAAAGAUCAAGGACUGAUGAUGUACAUACUUCCGAGGGUGAAACGAAGUUUGCAUGGAAAGGGUUAAAGGUAUCGCCAAUUAACACUUUACGAAAAAUCAAGAAACCUUUCUCGAGAAGUUUGUCCAGGGAGAAUCCGAAACCAUUCGGUCGUGGGGAAACGAAGAUAAUCAGUAAGGAGAACAUUGGUCCUCCGAUGGAAAUGCGAAUAGGCUAUACGCCGAUUAUCGAUGAAAGACAUGAGCAUGGGACACCGAUGGUUCGUUCGGGAAGUGAACCGCUCAAUCUUAAUUCUACUUCUAAUCUUCGUAAUGCCUUGCUCGCGAAGAAUCAAAGGGAAAAUGAUCCUACACAUCCGGCGUCAACCCGUGCUGUGAAGGAGAGAGAGGUAGAACCACUUGGGAGUUCAAUCGCGGAUAGUGACGAAGGAAGAUCGAAUAAAGAGAUGCUGGAAAUUGUUAGAGAUGAUAAGAUUGAAAUCAUAGUGGAAAAUUCGCCUCCUACGGAAAAAUAUUGA